Messenger RNA from Candida albicans SC5314, 750 nucleotides. It is a transcript of the gene SNO1, whose product is annotated as putative pyridoxal 5'-phosphate synthase. Gene Ontology annotation, molecular function: glutaminase activity. Gene Ontology annotation, biological process: pyridoxal 5'-phosphate biosynthetic process; pyridoxine metabolic process. The transcript has a single exon. Gene Ontology annotation, cellular component: cytosol; glutaminase complex. Lineage: Eukaryota; Fungi; Ascomycota; Pichiomycetes; Serinales; Debaryomycetaceae. Bases 1 to 750 code for a protein of 249 amino acids. The record is from RefSeq and is a predicted model, not a curated record.
AUGACCAUAGAUAGAUCAGUGACAAUAGGUGUUUUGGCUUUACAAGGUGCAUUCCGAGAGCAUAUUGCAUAUUUCAAACAUCUCAUUGAAUCAAACCCGGACGAAUAUGCAGUGUAUGACUUUGAUAUAAAGGAAGUGAGAACAAAAGAAGAUCUUGAAUUGUGUGACUCAUUGGUUAUUCCUGGCGGAGAAAGCAGUUCCAUGUCUUAUAUUGCCGAAAGAACCGAAUUGUUACCACAUCUUUACAAAUUUGUUUCCGAUGAAUCCAAAUCAGUUUGGGGGACUUGUGCUGGAUUGAUUUUUUUGUCCAAACAAUUAAUCAAUGGUAUUGAGAAUCAACGAGUUUUGGGUGCAUUAGACAUAGAAGUCAGUAGAAAUGCAUUUGGUAGACAGAUUGAUUCAUUUGAGCAAUCGCUCGAUUUCAGUUCAUUUAUACCUGGUUGUACAGAUUUCCCCACGGUGUUUAUUAGGGCACCUGUUGUGACCAAAAUAUUGAAUCAAAAGGAUAGUCUAAAAGAAGGGGUAAUAAGAUCAAACAACUCAUACCAGAAUCAAGCACCCGUCAAAGUAUUAUAUUCAUUGAAAAACUACGAUGGAAAAGAUCACGAAUUGAUAGUAGCCGUACAACAGGGUCAUAUUUUAGGUACUUCAUUUCAUCCAGAGCUAGCUGAGGAUUACAGAUUCCACAAAUGGUUUCUUGAUGAGUUUGUGAUAAAGAAACUGAAACAAUAUAUUGAUAGAAUAAUAUAA